GCUGAAGCUAGAGACGUGACUCGGUUUCUAUGGAUAAAAGAUAUCACGAAACCGAUUUCAGAUGACAAUCUUAUUCACUUGAGAUUCUGUCGUGUACCAUUCGGCAUUAUUUCUAGCCCCUUUCUACUCACAGCUACUAUACGUUACCACUUGUCUAAGAAGAAUGGUGGUAUUUUGGAACGUAUUGCAGAUAAAUGCUAUGUGGACAAUUUAGUUACGAGCGCCAAUAACAUACAUGAAGCCCGCGAAUUGUAUGCUGAAGCUAAGACCGCAUUCCAAGAAUUGUCAAUGAAUAUUCGAGAUUGGACUUCCAAUGAUAAAUCCCUAAUGAAGGAAAUACCUGAGCAAUAUAGGGCCAAAGAAUUAGACCAAGUCAAGGUAUUAGGUUUACUUUGGAAUGUAGAAGACGAUACACUUCAGUUGAAACUCAAGGAGGACAUAUUUAAUGAGACAAGGAUAUUGAAAGCUAACAAGAGAGAAGUUUUAAGAACUUUAGCCUCCGUUUACGACCCUUGUGGCUUCGUGUCUCCUUUGACAAUGCCGGCUAAGCUUUUACUUCAAGAACUAUGGCGAAAAAAGUACAGAUGGGAAACCAAACUACCUGAAGAUCUUCUAUCUCAGUGGAAAGACACAGUGUCAAAUUUAAGCGACAUUAAACAUAUUAAAUUACCAAGACAUCUAGGCCAUGAUAAGGAAAAGGAAAACGCUAAGUUUGAGCUACACUGUUUCACUGACGCAAGCCAAAACUCUUAUGCAGCUGUUGCGUAUCUACGAUCUGAAGAUACAAGUGGCGUCCAAGUGACACUGCUAAUGUCAAAAGCUCGUGUAGCUCCACUGAAAGAUAAAGAAAACUUAAAGAUACCAAGGUUAGAGUUGCUUGGUUAUUUGAUUGGUAACAGACUGCUCACCUACCUAGUUAAGUCCAUAGCACUCCCUAAUGUUAAACAAUUUCUUUGGACUGAUAGUCUGGUCGUUCUCAGUUGGAUAGAAUCUAAAAAGUUAUUGCCUCCAUUUGUUACAAGAAGAGUGGAAGAAAUAAAACAGAACAUGGAAGUACAUCGGUGCUACAUCAACACUGAGCAUAAUCCUGCAGAUAUUGCAACUAGGCCAGAAACAUGGAUCGAGAAAAAACAUUUAUGGUUCCAUGGACCAGCAUUUCUUGCCGCAGACAAAAGAACGUGGCCGAGAAAUAUGCACCUGGAAGACCACGUCGUGUCUGUUUCAGCAGCGGCGGAGGGUCUGGACGAGGUACAGACACUAAUUCUCGACGAUAGACCUAGUGAAGAAACUGAGAGGACACAGCCAGUGGUACAGAUGAACUCUCAACUACAGGAAAUCAUAGAUUUGCAAUCCAGUCACUUUCCUGAAGAAUUCAAGGGCAAAGAAACACAUCUGACUCGAAACCUAGGAUUGUUUAAAGAUGUAGACGGUAUUCUUCGUUGUAAAGGUCGUUUGAUGCACGCGGACUUAUCAUACGAAACUCAGCAUCCGAUCUUACUACCGAAGGAUUGUGAAUUCACGACAAAGAUAAUAAAAGAUGCUCAUGAAAGCCACUACCAUGUAGGCGUACCACAUACACUGAGUGUAAUACGUCACCGAUAUUGGAUACCUCAAGGUCGAGUACAGGUUCGAAAGGUUAUUCAAAAAUGUCCACAGUGUAUUAAGCACGGCGGAGGCCCAUACCAGCUGCCUAAAACCCCGGCUCUGCCAGUUGAAAGAGUAAAGUAUUCAAGUCCAUUUACAUAUACAGGCGUAGACUACUUUGGCCCAAUGCAUGUUGAAACAAGUAAUGGCAAAGAAAAGAGGUGGAUCUGCUUAUUUACAUGUCUGGUGGUACGAGCCAUUCAUCUGGAGGUAGUACAAGAUAUGAGAGCGGAGGAAUUCCUACUGGCACUUAGGCGAUUUGUGGCUUCCAGAGGAGCCCCUUCACAUAUAAUGUCUGACAACGCGAUGCAGUUUAAAUUGAUGUCUGAAGUCUUGUCAAGUAACUACUGUACACAAAAUAAGAUCUUUUGGAAAUUUAUACCACAAUUAGCACCCUGGCAUGGUGGCGUGUACGAGCGACUUGUAUCGGUGGUGAAACACUGUUUGAAGAGGACAUUGGAGAAGCACCUGUUAAGCGACAACCAGCUGUUGACGGUCCUGAAGGAAGUGGAAGCCGUAGUCAACACAAGACCUCUUACUUAUGUGGGAGCAGACGUGGACUAUGUUUUGAAACCGGCAGACUUUUUAUCGAUGGGUAAAUGUUUAGAGUUAGAUCUGCCUAUUGACCAGUUGACUCCUGCAACCAUUACAAAGGAAACCCUCGUUGAAGGAUGGAGAAGGGGCCAGAAAGUGAUGAAAGAGUUUAAGAACAUGUUUAUUGGGCAAUACCUUCUCAACCUUAGAGAAAAGUAUCAGCACUCGCCCAAACAACCCAGAGUAAUGUCACACAUCAAACCUUGUGUAGGCGAUAUAGUGCAAAUUAAAGGUGAACAGAAAAACCGGAAUCAAUGGAAAGUUGGAAAGACACAGUGUCAAAUUUAAGCGACAUUAAACAUAUUAAAUUACCAAGACAUCUAGGCCAUGAUAAGGAAAAGGAAAACGCUAAGUUUGAGCUACACUGUUUCACUGACGCAAGCCAAAACUCUUAUGCAGCUGUUGCGUAUCUACGAUCUGAAGAUACAAGUGGCGUCCAAGUGACACUGCUAAUGUCAAAAGCUCGUGUAGCUCCACUGAAAGAUAAAGAAAACUUAAAGAUACCAAGGUUAGAGUUGCUUGGUUAUUUGAUUGGUAACAGACUGCUCACCUACCUAGUUAAGUCCAUAGCACUCCCUAAUGUUAAACAAUUUCUUUGGACUGAUAGUCUGGUCGUUCUCAGUUGGAUAGAAUCUAAAAAGUUAUUGCCUCCAUUUGUUACAAGAAGAGUGGAAGAAAUAAAACAGAACAUGGAAGUACAUCGGUGCUACAUCAAC
Molecule: messenger RNA, 2954 nt
Organism: Hyposmocoma kahamanoa
Lineage: Eukaryota; Metazoa; Arthropoda; Insecta; Lepidoptera; Cosmopterigidae
Exons: 2
Biological process (GO): DNA integration
Molecular function (GO): nucleic acid binding
Source: RefSeq, a predicted model, not a curated record